CUUUGAACUAUGACGCCAAUCAUCCAUGUAAACGGAAGUAAACGACCAAGAACAAUUUCCACGUUAGCGUUGUUAUUUAGACUUUUAUGAACACCAUGGAACUAAGAUUAUGACUAAUUUAACUGCACAGCAUCACAUACUUACCCCACGUAGUAUUUAAUUCGUGUUGGAUACCGGUCUUGGUUGAUAUACGUUAUCUAGGUAAUGCUAGUUAGCUGCUAACGUUAGCUAACAAUGGCUAACUGUAUGGUUUUUCACACUCAAAUAGCCUCCAUUAUGGAGGUGCUAGCGAAUGCAGCCGUGGCAGAGAUCUGUAAACUCGUAGACGACGAUUAUGCAGUGUUUCGUUUGGAAAUAACUCAAAGCCAGAAAGAAAACAGGGGAUUGCGGAGGAAACUACAGCUACUGGAACUGAAGGUGGCACGAGAGCGCGUCAUUGCCAGUCGUCCCAGUAGUGUCAAGAUCCUCGACCGAUACAGAGGAAUGGCAAGAGGUGAAGGACAUCUCACUGGAGGCCACAGGAGCUUUGUGAAGCCAGUGGGACACAAUACAUGGGGAGAUGACCAACCAAUCACUGUUGAUGAGGGGAAUGGAACCACAACCCAGCACAUUAUCGUGAUAGAGUCUACAGAUGCAGAGGCUGCAGGUCCUGGGGUCAAGCAGGAGAGGUCUGAAGGAGAGGAUGACCUACGGCACAGCAGAGACAUCCAGACUGGAGAGGCGGCUGUAGCCAUGGAGGACACCACCACUGCCCCAGCUCAGCCCAGGACCCGGCACAGUAUCACGGAGGAAGAUGAGGGUCCAGAGGUGCUGCUGGGGAAGGAGGAGGGGUGUGAGGAGAGUCUGGGGAACCCUGAGGGGAACAUGGUCAUGGAUGACAACCAGACUACACCUUCUCCUGAACCCACAGAGGAACCAGCUGAUCAGCACAGGACCACACACAGUCUCACUGAGCCAGUAGACAUGGAGGAUGGGAAGCCUGAUCUGCUGCUGGUCAAAGAGGAGACAAUAGAAGACAGACCAGAGAGCAUUGACCUGCUGAGUGGACAAAAGAUGGGGGAGCAAGGUGGUUGGCUGGAGGCUAACAGAGGAGAAUGGGUGGCCAUUUUGGAUUCCCAGACCCAGACUGGUGCAGCCAAGGGCCCAGUGAACAACCUCACCGAGCAGGCCUGGACCAGAGGUGACAUAGUGGAGGUCAGGGGAUGGGACAGCGUCCUCAACUCUGGGCUGGGGAUCAACACUGUUAACCACAACCAGAAACAAACAGUCAAACCCAAAACAACAUCUGAACAUAGUCUCCAUGACAACAGACUGGCUGAGACCAGGGCGAGGCGUAGAUUUGGUCUGCGGGGACAGGAAAGUGAACUUAUGCGACGGGAGAGUACAGACUUGGCUUACGAUGCUCCGUCCUGCUCCUAUAAUUGUGAUUCAGAGAGACUGAUGGCGCCUCAGGUUAACCCCCUAACAGGUGCUGCCUUCAGCCUGCCUUCUAUAGGAUCUAUCAACUGUAAUAUGGACCCUGCAAUAACACAGACACUCCCUGGCAUUCAUCCUCCUCACACUCUACUUAUGUUAAACCAGACCUCAGACAAUGCCAAUGCCUCAACACUAAAUAGCUACACAAGCCCAUUGACAAAUGACAGUAGUGGAGACAGAAUCAGUAAAGGUGGUGGCGCCAAAGAGAAGCGCUUCCCGUGUUCGUUUUGUGGGAAAGCCUUCAGUUUUCCCCAACAGUUGGAGAUCCACCAGAGGAUGCACACGGGGGAGAAACAAUUCAGCUGCCACCUGUGCCGGGCCAGUUUCUCUCACUCCUUCAGCCUGAAGAGGCACCUGAGAGUCCACACAGGGGUGAAACCCUUCAGCUGUACCCAGUGUCACAUGCGCUUCGCCCAGGCUGGUCACCUGAAGAGGCACCAGAGGGUCCACACAGGGGAGAAACCCUACAGCUGUACGCAGUGUGAGAAGAGGUUCUCCCGCCAGGACCAGCUGAAGAUGCACCUGAAGGUCCACACGGGAGAGAGGCCAUUCGCCAGUACGCACUGCGGGAAGAGGUUAACAGAGAGGAGCUACCUCAGGAUGCACCAGCAGAAAAAACAUUCCACUCUAACAUAGAAAGUAACCAUUCCCCUGGAUAGCUUCUGACAUUUAGAUCAAACCCUGCAUUAAAGACAAAUAUACAUUGUCAUUGUUGUCAGCAGAAAAUACCCACAGAUUUCAGUGUUGAAUAUUCCUGGGUAGAAUAUUUCAUCCAGACAUUGUGUGACAUAUAUGUGCCUUAAGUCUAAAAAGUAUGUUACAUAGAGAGUUUAAGACUAAGGUUCUAUCUGCAAAAAGAUGAUUCUGAGAUAAUUGGCUUUACAUUUCUGAACCCUCAUUGGUUUGAAUGGUGUCAGCUAUUUUUAUCUUGUAUUCUUUUUAACUAAACAGCAUGAAUUGGGUUAUUAAGAGUACUAAAUAGGUAGAGAACAUUGAACAGAACAAGGCUAUAUCAAUAACACAAUUUUGAAAAAACAUUCAGAACCUAAGCUCGCGAUUUUGUGUUUGUAUCAGGGGCAAAUCUGGUGCUUUUAGAUAGAAUGCAAGAUCUAUUAGAUCAAAUCCAGACAGGAACUUUUAUUUAGGGCAGGUGACCCAAAUUACAAGUUCGAUAAGAUUGACAGACGUAGUAAUAAAAAAGGCAAAUUUAGGGAGCCUCCAAAGAGGCUGGAAUAUGUAAUCGCUACAAAUAAUUUAUAGGACACCUAGAGAUUACUAAGACUUACUUUUUUUUUUUUCUCAAAAGCUAUUCAAGAAUUGACCAUUUUUAUUCCCAAAAAUGCACGAUAUAGUGAGAUUGGAUUGUUGUCCGGUAUCAUGCCUAAUUACAUCAACAGAAAAUACACUUAGCGACAGAAUCUGUAGAAUGAACAGAGUGCAUCUUCUGGACCCGGAAUGUAUUAAAUACCUAAAUGAAAAAAUAAAAACCAUUACAAAUUUAGAAAUAGCAGACAAAGAAAAGCUGACCCCCAAUAUAAUUUGGGAUGCCUUUUAAGGCGUACAUUAGGGGAAUGAUAAUAUCAUACUUGGCAAAAGUAAAAUCUGAUUUUGUGAUUUAUUUUCCUUUCAAUCUUAGAAAAAGCCCAUAGAAGUCUUUACAAGGUAAACAAGAAAGUAAUUUCUGAAUUUAAGUAGAAAUACGAUCUUUUACUUUUGAAGAGAGCCAACAUCUACAGGUUAAACUCAAAUAAAGCAUACUACUUAAUGGCAAAUAAAUAUGGUAACUAUCUGGCAGCUCUCACAAAACACUACAUUUUAUGUUUUAAAAAUGACAAAUGCGGUAAUUAGAAACAGUGCGAUUAAUGACAAUUUUAACAGCUUCUAUGAAAAUGUAUAUAAAUCAGAAUUAAACAACAGUUGGACGGAUCCUAUUGCCUUAGACUCAAGAACCCUGAAGCAAUUUUCAGCAGACAAAUAACAAUUACUUAAAACAGAGAUCACCCAAAAAUAAAUAUUGGAUACUAUUAAAACAUUAGCAUGGAGAAAAGCACAAUUUUAGGGAAAAGUACACCUAUUUACACAAAUGACAACACUCGUCACUUAGUACGUCCUAGUUCCAUGUAUCAAACUGUUAUUUCAGUUAUAUUAAAACCAGGAAAAUCUGGAGAGUCCCCUGCUGAUUAUAGACCCAAAAGUUUAAUAAAUUGUGACAAAUUAAUAAUAGCAAAUGCUUAUAAGCAUUAGCAUGGCAAAAGUCUUACCAGAUUUGAUACAUAUCAAACAGGGUUGAUUAAAAAUAGACAGACAAAUACAAGGACAUGUUUAAUAAUACAAUACGCAAAAAAACUAGAUAAAGAUUUAUCAAUAAUAGCUGUUGAUGCCGAAAAGGCUUUCGACUGUCUUAAAUUGCAUAUUCUAUUCAAAACUUUGGAAGCUUUCAAUUUUCCAGCUGAAAUACAUUUAAAUAAAAAAUGAUAUCAAUGUCAUAAAUCAAAAAUACUCAUAAUACAUUACCUGAUGAAAUUGCUUUAGAAAGGGGCACAAUACAGGGAUGUCCUCUCACUCCCCCAUCCUGUUGACGGAAUUAAAAAUAAACUUAAGUUACAUAUCACAAUAAUGUUUGGGACAUCAGAGAUACCUUGAGGAAAUCUUAUUUGAGUGAGAAAAGGGUGUUCAUAUGAUAUACAAAACCUUGCAGAGAGCAUAUCCACCUGACAAUCUCUUAUAAACAAAUAUAAACUAUGGGAACCAAGACUAAAAAAGAACUGAUGUUGGCACAAGAUGGAGGGAAUGUUAGUGCAUAACUAAUGAAAUUACAGUUAAAAUGUACACUUAAUCCAGUAUAAACUAAUUUUUAAAAUGUAUUAUGCAAGAGACAAAAUUCACAAAUGACUCAAUAAUCCAUGCUUUCUGGGAAUGCUAUGACAUCCAAAAGUUAUGGGUUGAAUUAGAAAGUUGGCUGUCAGAAGUAUUACAAUGGUAAUUACAUUUUUAUCUGUCAAAUUUCAAGACAUGGGAUAUGGGGGUGUAGUGAGAUACACAAUGGCUGGACGAUUCUCCUCUCAUCACUCGUCUUGAAAAAAUAUAUACAAAAAAACCUGGAAAUGAAUCAAUCCGCCAUCAUUACACAUUGAAAUAGCAUGGGUGACCUAGAAAAACAAAUUGGUACGUUUACAUUUUUGUCAUUUAGCAGACACUCUUAUCCAGAGCGACUUACAGUAGUGAAUGCAUACAUUUCAUACAUUUUUUCCCAUACUGGUCCCCCGUGGGAAUCGAACCCACAACCCUGGCGUUGCAAACAUCAUUGCUCUACCAACUGAGCCACAAAUUGGUACAAUUUAAGGCCAAUGUAGCAAACAACAAUGCAGGCACUAGGGAUGGGGGUGUGAACAUGUGCGUCUCGGCAGAUGAGCUGUAGUCAUUUUUGGGUGCGUCUGUAAGUUGUUGUUAAUAUGUGUAUGUUUGUAUUUGGUGUUGGGGAAAAAACACAAAUAUACAAUACCCUCAAAAUAUUCACACCCCUUGACUUUUUCCACAUUUUUGUGUUAAAGCAUGAAUUAAAAAUGGAUUACAUUGA
This is a messenger RNA of Salmo salar (Atlantic salmon), 5053 nucleotides long. RefSeq lists its product as uncharacterized. Gene Ontology annotation, biological process: regulation of transcription by RNA polymerase II. NCBI's taxonomy places the organism in Eukaryota, Metazoa, Chordata, Actinopteri, Salmoniformes, Salmonidae. Gene Ontology annotation, cellular component: nucleus. Gene Ontology annotation, molecular function: DNA-binding transcription factor activity, RNA polymerase II-specific. The record is from RefSeq and is a predicted model, not a curated record.